Patella vulgata (common limpet) is the source of this 2120-nucleotide messenger RNA. Its product is annotated as NADH dehydrogenase [ubiquinone] flavoprotein 1, mitochondrial. The record is from RefSeq and is a predicted model, not a curated record. Lineage: Eukaryota; Metazoa; Mollusca; Gastropoda; Patellidae. Gene Ontology annotation, biological process: mitochondrial electron transport, NADH to ubiquinone. The transcript is spliced from 13 exons. Gene Ontology annotation, molecular function: NADH dehydrogenase (ubiquinone) activity; FMN binding; 4 iron, 4 sulfur cluster binding. Bases 77 to 1510 code for a protein of 477 amino acids.
GUGCGGACCAACCGGAAAGUGGCUUCCAUGUUUAUGAAGUUUACGUAAAGGUCGUUUUCUGUUACUUAACAAGAAAAUGGCCAGCUUGAAGCGCAUAAGUCCAAGUUUCUUGGCAAACAUAGCUAAAUGUCAGAAGAAUGUUGCUCCACUGACAGUAGCAAUUAGAUCCAACACCACACAGGCGGCUGCUUCAAAAGAAAAAACCAAAUAUGGUCCAAUGAAUGAUGAAGAUAGAAUGUUUUUAAAUUUAUAUGGUCGCCAUGACUGGAAAUUGAAAGGAUCAAUGGCUUUGGGAAACUGGUAUAAAACUAAAGAGAUAUUAUUGAAAGGACCUGAAUGGAUUUUAAAAGAAAUAUCUACUUCAGGUUUAAGAGGUCGAGGUGGUGCUGGUUUUCCUACUGGCAUGAAAUGGGGAUUUAUGAACAAACCCUCUGAUGGAAGACCCAAGUAUUUAGUAGUAAAUGCUGAUGAAGGUGAACCUGGUACAUGUAAAGAUCGAGAGAUUAUGAGACAUGAUCCUCACAUGUUAGUUGAAGGUUGUCUAGUAGCUGGUAGAGCUAUGGGAGCUAGAGCUGCUUAUAUUUAUAUUCGAGGCGAGUUUUACAAUGAGGCCUCUAAUCUUCAGAUAGCAAUAAAUGAAGCAUAUAAAGCUGGUCUAAUUGGUAGUAAUGCAUGUGGAUCUGGUUUUGAUUUUGAUGUUUAUGUACAUCGUGGUGCUGGAGCUUAUAUAUGUGGAGAAGAAACAGCGUUGAUUGAAUCAUUAGAAGGUAAACAAGGUAAACCACGUCUCAAGCCUCCAUUCCCUGCUGAUGUUGGUGUAUUUGGUUGUCCUACUACAGUAGCUAAUGUAGAAACAGUUGCUGUAGCACCGGGUAUUUGUCGAAGAGGUGGAGAGUGGUUUGCAACUUUCGGACGAGAGAGAAAUCGAGGAAACAAGUUAUUUAAUAUUUCUGGUCAAGUAAACAACCCUACCACAGUAGAAGAAGAAAUGUCUAUACCAUUACGUGAACUAAUAGAACGACAUGCGGGAGGUGUUAUUGGUGGCUGGGAUAAUUUAUUGUGUGUUAUACCGGGUGGCUCUUCAACACCUAUCAUACCCAGAAGUGUUUGUGAUGAUGUUUUGAUGGAUUUUGAUGCGUUAAUACAAGCUCAGACUGGUUUAGGUACAGCUGCUAUUAUUGUAAUGAAUAAACAAUGUGAUGUUAUCAGAUGUAUAGCUAGACUUAUAGAUUUCUAUAAACAUGAAUCUUGUGGACAGUGUACUCCAUGUCGUGAAGGAACAGGAUGGAUGAAGAAAGUUAUGGAUAGAUUUGUAACCGGUAACGCUCAGCCAGAAGAAAUAGAUAUGUUAUAUGAACUAACUAAACAGAUAGAAGGUCAUACUAUAUGUGCUCUUGGUGAUGGAGCAGCUUGGCCAGUACAGGGACUCAUUCGACAUUUCCGGCCAGUCAUUGAAGAGAGGAUGCAGAAUUUCCAAGAACAGAAUCAGAAAACUGCUGGAAGAAACUAGACAAAACUAGAAAAUUUAACCAGUUGAUUCUAUGACUUAAGGAAUCUUUUUGAAUGUAGAUUUGAAAAUGACUGUAAAAAUGUUUCUUUGUGUUGCACAAAAGGGUUUUAAAAAAAAGUGACAUGACUUAAUUAUAUUAGUUAUUGGAUCAAAGUAUUACGAUGCAGAAUAAUUUAUUGUACAUAUGAAAGCAACAAAGUGCUGAAACAUUGAAACUCCUUCUUUGUAUAAUAUCUAAAGAGAAUCAGGCGCAUGUAUUUUGUUGAGGGGGGGGCUGGGGGAGUGGGGGGGGGCAUGGCAUCCUCUGAGAAUAUUUUGAAAAAUUGAGAUUCGUGUUGCAUAUAUCUGGUGGACCCAAACAUAACAAUCAGUUUUAACCCCUCAUCACCCCAAUCAAUAAAAAGCUUGCUGCUUAUUAUACGAACGCCACUACAGUGACAAAAGGUUUAUUAAGGGGUUUUUAUGUCUUAUUAUAUAAAGAGGGAGUAUUUGUAUAUAUCAACUACUGGUUGAAAUAUUUCACUUUGUGUUACUUAUAAUAAUAGUGUAUAUGUUUCUUACUAAUGUAGAUGACAAAAACAUCAGAGAUAUUAAAACAAUUUAAAGUUAA